AAAUCCAUUUCUUUGUUGCAGGCACAAUGUCGAGAAGUCCUGAAAAGCACAGAUUUGAAGAUUCCCAAUACCAGUGUGAGGAUUAAAACAGAAAGAGUAGAAAAUGAAGAAAUCGCCCAACAAUCGUGCCAUACGAAACCAUAUACAGUUCACCCUACAGUGACUGCAUUGUACAGAAAAUAUCCAAAAAUGCACCUUCCUUCUAUAAGUUUACUGUCAAAUGUCGAUCCUUGUGUCUCUCUGGAAUUGGAUGCAGUUGAAAGUUAUUUUCAAAGCAGGAACUUGAAAAUGCAGAGAUAUGUUCAGUUAGCUCUUCGAGCAAGUGAUAAAUAUAUGCCAAAGAAAAUAUCCAAUGUAGCGAAGUCACCAAGAAAUAAUUCAUCCGAAAUAGUUGCCAAUACUGAGCAAGCCAAUAGGAUCAGCCCUAUAAAUAUUAAGAUUAAAAAAACAGGUUACACAAUAGUCAGAUCUCCGAAAGCUGACAAAGGUGAUAUUAAUUUUGUGGUAAGUUCAUCGACCCAAAAUACAAACAAUUCGGAUUCAGUUGAAGAAGUUUCAACCGUUCAUAAAAAAAAACACAAGAAAAGAAGACAUUCGGGUGAUACCUCGAUAGAACCAAAACCAAAAAAAUCUUUCUCGAUAAAUUCUUCUGACAUGAUUCUCUCGCAACCGCUAGUUCAAGAGGAAUUGGCCACUGUUUGCAAUGAAGAAACACCACAAGCGUUCGAGUGUGACAUAUGUAGUUCAAAGUUCUCCAGUGCUAAACAUCUGCAAAACCAUAAAGAACAUCAUUUACGUUGCAUGUUUUGUAAAUUGGAAUUCAGGUCUGUUGAAAUGAAACUGCAGCAUAUCGAAAAUUCUUGUUUGGUCAAGGAGGCCAUGAAUAAUUCACCUGACGUGGUAGUGGAAAGAGUUGAUUCGGAUUUGAAUAUUCGACAACAGUUUUCAAAAACAUUCGAGUCAAUAGCUUCACUCACUGAUCUGAAGAAACCUGCUGAAUCAGCUUCCGAUGUAAUUGAAAUUCAUUCAGAUGAUGAAGAUUCGUCUGUAUCAACAUCCAAAAGUCAAUGUGGAAAAUUGGAAACAAACUCAAUUAAAAAUAAUUCAGUUUCAGUGAUAAAACCGGAUGUCAAAAUGAAAAAUAGUAACGUAAUGGACAGCUUCGAUACAAAAACUCCAGAACUGAAAGUGGUGACAGAACUUUUGGCAAACUUCCUCACUCUUCAGUCAAACGGUGAAGUAUCAACUCAAACAGAACUGCCAGCUACAGGCUCGAUUGAAGUUGAUAAGGAAAAGUUCUCCGUUGAUUUGAAAAGUUUGCAACAACAGUUACACUAUUAUCAAAUACCAAUUGUCAUUCGAAAUGGAUCAAUAAAUGCAUCAUAUACUUAUCAAUCUACUCCCAAGAAGCCGAAAACAAUGAAACUUUGGAAAGAUCUGAAUCCAAUUGAUGUCACAUCUAGUAAUGACGAUCGAGUCUCAAAUAGCGAUCCCAAGAUUGCAGAAACUCUUCCAAAUCACUCUAGUGAUGCCACUAAUAAUGUUAAUAACGAUCAGCUAUCCUCCCACACUAGUGUUCAUAGUUCAAAAAAUGUUUCUGAUGAUACUUCUAAACGGCCUGAACUAAUUUCUCGACGAAAUUCUCUCGAAGUAACACCUCUUCCACAGACGGCCCCUCUAAAUACAACUCCUCUUUCCCCUAUUGCAGAUCUGCCAUCACUGAAGAAUACUGCUCAGGUACCAACUAGUUUUGUAUCUUCCCCACUUGAUAUCACUUCACACGAAAAAUCUCCAAUUCAAGCUACUGCUCCAAUUACUAAAAGUUCAAAUUCACGUUUACCAUAUAUUAAUUCUGAUUCGCGCAUGAAAUCACCCAUCCUAGCGAAAUCUCCGGGGUCCGUCGACAAUCUACCCUCGAUCACUCCUCUCCAAGCGGCUAAUUGUAAUUCUGUGCCAUCUAACUCUGCAAUGGAUAGUUUUGAAGAGUGGAUCUGUCAUAUGAGUGCAUUGGCUAAUGUUGAUAGAAAUUUCAACUCGCAUUGCAUUUCUAGUAAUAAUGCCGAUUCACUUAUGCACUCUAAACCUAAUUCCAUCGGCAAUUCAACCUCGUUUACUUCUGUUGCAACAUCGAAUUCAGGAGCUAGACAAUCCGCAACAGUAACAUGCCAGGAUAUGGGUCACAAUGGCAGUACAUUUGAUCCUCAUAUAUAUUACGCAAAAAAAACAAAAAUCCCCAAAAAGGUUUCAAAAUCGAGGAAUGAGGCGUUUGAAAAAAAAUCUGCGAACUGUUGUUCAAGUGAUGUUUCUGAAUUUAAUAAUCCCAAUGUUAACAGUCAAAAUAUUUUCAAUAACAGGCCAAUUCAAAAUUCGACACUUGAUAAUAAUAUCCUUCGGCAAAAAAUGUUGUUUGCUCGUCUUCCACCUCCUUCAUAUUCUAAUAGUAGUGCCCCUAUUCAAAGCACCCAGUCGUACAGGUUUCCCUAUAGUAACACUACUUCUUGGACAGUCAACCAAACUUCAGGUCAACAGUUUUCUGCCCAUGGGUGUAAUGACUAUCGGCAAUAUUUUUCUCAGGUCCAGAAAUCGCUUGAAUCUCGUUCAACUAUCAUGACUAGUUCCACCUAUUUUCCGAGAAAUCCUUUGAACACCGCCACGUAUUUUCCUGCGUCAAAUCUACUUCGUCAGUCCCUUGAAAGUUCCAAAGUAACUCCUUCCACAGUUACUGGAUCUGUAACUACCCUCAGUAGCUACCCUAGUAACUCCCCUUAUACGAGCGCAUCAUACGCCAGUGUCAUUGUGAAUCCUGCCUCUCAGAGAUAUUCCACAGAUGGUCAAAUACCCAAUACGACGCAUGCUAAAUCACAGGCUACUUCAAACCCCCCCCUAACUGAGCCUGUCAAAAAGUUGAAUGUUGGCUCCAUCAGAGUGAGGAAUGUGUAUGAGAUGACUUGAGUAUAUAUCUACCUACUGCCUAGGUAGACCGUGCAUAUGAGUGCAUAUUGAUUUAACAAUCAUAGCACAUUCCAGGAAAGUCAAAAUUUCCAUAAAUCUAUCGUUAACUAUAAUUACCUGAUAGUUUCAUAAUAUAUGAAAAAAAAAAUGGCACUUUUUUUCGAAUUUUGCAAAACAUUUGUUGAGCAUCAUUUAAAAAAUAAGUAGCCACUUGAAAUGAGCAAUGUAUGUCAUUUUUUCAAAUUUGACUUUCAAUGUAUUCCCAACUAUUCAUGUUGCCAUGUAAUAAACAACAGGUAUAACUCUUGAGGUGUUCACUUUCGUUUUUAUUUUUAUAUAUUUAUUAUACUAUUCGGUUAUUUUUCUGAGUGAUCAUCUCAGAUACUGAUAGCAAUAACUAUGUAAUCAUUUGAUUAAAAUUGUGAUAUUAUGCCAAAAUACGCUGCACGUUUUCUUUUGUUAUUGUAUAACACAAUCAUUAUGGAAAAGUUGAAUUUGUCGAAUUUUUCCAUUCUCAAUUGGAGAAUAAGCGUUUUUGUGAAUAAAUAUAAAAUUUUGUUACAAUAAAAUUUUUUAUUAUGAGG
Molecule: messenger RNA, 3536 nt
Organism: Leptinotarsa decemlineata (Colorado potato beetle)
Lineage: Eukaryota; Metazoa; Arthropoda; Insecta; Coleoptera; Chrysomelidae
Cellular component (GO): nucleus
Molecular function (GO): zinc ion binding
Source: RefSeq, a predicted model, not a curated record